UUGUGGUGGUGGUGGUGGUCAUAGUUGUGGUGGUGGUGGUCAUAGUUGUGGUGGUGGUGGUCAUAGUUGUGGUGGUGGUGGUCAUAGUUGUGGUGGUGGUGGUCAUAGUUGUGGUGGUGGUGGUCAUAGUUGUGGUGGUGGUGGUCAUAGUUGUGGUGGUGGUGGUCAUAGUUGUGGUGGUGGUGGUUGUGGUGGUGGUGGUCAUAGUUGUGGUGGUGGUGGUCAUAGUUGUGGUGGUGGUGGUCAUAGUUGUGGUGGUGGUGGUCAUAGUUGUGGUGGUGGUGGUCAUAGUUGUGGUGGUGGUGGUCAUAGUUGUGGUGGUGGUGGUCAUAGUUGUGGUGGUGGUGGUCAUAGUUGUGGUGGUGGUGGUCAUAGUUGUUGUUGUGGUCAUAGUUGUUGUGGUGGUGGUGGUCGUAGUUGUCGUGGUGGUUGUCGUGGUCGUCGUCCUUUUAUCAGCGAUCGUGCAUGCAUCAUGCCCAGGACACCAUUUAGGACCAGAAAUGUGAAGGUCGCUUUGGUAAACGCACUUCAUUCCAUCACACUCCAGACAAGUAUAUCCGCCACCAUUGCAUCGGAACCCAAGGCCCAUAUUGCACCAUUUCCAACGCGGAUCAGUUGCUGCAGUCGUGUGCCCAUUUGA
Molecule: messenger RNA, 640 nt
Organism: Condylostylus longicornis
Lineage: Eukaryota; Metazoa; Arthropoda; Insecta; Diptera; Dolichopodidae
Product: loricrin-like
Exons: 2
Source: RefSeq, a predicted model, not a curated record